CCAGUAAUCCACUACUGGAUCGUUUCAGUUGCUUGCCAUGCUGAAUGUGGAGGCUGGUUGCAUAUGACUUGGCUGCACUUUGGCGGCUCUUUGUGUCUAAAGGAGAGAGGACACCACAGGGGCUAAUAGGUUUUCUUCAGAUGCUCUAGGAAUUCCUGAGCCCUGAGCUUCGGCUGGCCAUGUGCCACGUCAAGGAAGCCAUACGGAUUGUUUUGCACUGCUUGGUGGUUUGUCGCACCAUCGGGGGUGCAGACUCGAUAGAUCCGAAGGCUGUCGUCUCCGAGCUCUUUGAUGUGGAGUAUGUCCGGAUCAAUGAGUCUCACCAUGUGCAGGAGCUUGAGCGCACUGUAGAGAAGUUCUCUGAAAUUUUGGAGAACAACCUGGACAGAUCAGGCACCGGCCGGGCACAGCUCGUUUUCAACCUCUACACUGUUAAGACUCGGAAGCAAAGCCUUUGGAACAGGAUUGUGGGGAACGAAGAAAAGACCGUUUUCGAGCAAUGGAGAAUUCCCGUAUCUGUGCAGCCUUUGAACAGGUAUUUGAAUCCUGCAGACAACUUGAGAGAGGAGGCAAAUUUGCAGGCCUCCGCUUCGCAACAAGUGCAGCAAGUCCUGCAUUACAUAAUCGCCAGAGCCAACAGCAAGGUGGACCAUCUUCCUUCACCGGAGAAAGAUACAGUCUCCUACAAGUUUGAGGUUGCCUUCUUGUCUGGAGAUGGGAAGGAGAUUGGUGCUGGAUCGUUGCUUCCGCAAGGCCUGGGAUCUUUGAGCCAGACGAUCCGUCACCUACCGUACAUGGCGUGAGAAUGCGAAAAGCCUGAGUGGCCAAGAUUUUCUAGUCUGCUAAAAGUGCGGACUUGAACUCUUUGUCAAAGAGUCUUUGAGAACUUAGCUUUUAAACUUGGUUUCAAUUCAUCCUGUUCCUUCCACAGGCGGUCUCAAUGCGUUGCACCGCGUCAA
Durusdinium trenchii is the source of this 959-nucleotide messenger RNA. The record is from the annotation of a GenBank genome assembly. NCBI's taxonomy places the organism in Eukaryota, Dinophyceae, Suessiales, Symbiodiniaceae.